AUGACUGGAAUUAAGGAUUUGAAAUUGUCAUGCUGGAUGUUGCUGCCGGUUGGUGGGUUGGGGAUGAAUUCUUCGAUGGAUGAUAUGAACUUAAUUCAACAUGCACAGAGGCAUCACCUGGUGGUUAGGGAGCUAGGAGAAGAAAUUGACUUGGAAAUUGGGCCUGGGGAUGAUGACCCCUCCUUUGUGCAGACCCCUCUCAUUGGUGUGCCACCACGAGAAUCUUCUUCCGCUGAAGAGCACGAUGAGAGCAAAGAGAUGGUUAUGGUUUCUCAACAACCAUUUGGAGAUCAAGACUUGGCAAAGACACAACAGGUGAAAAGAAAAAAGAAGGUUGUGAAAAGAUGGAGAGAGGAAUGGGCCGAUACAUACAAGUGGGCUUAUGUAGAUGUGAAGGAAGGAACAGCAAGGAUAUUCUGCUCUGUUUGCAGAGAGUAUGGUAGAAAGCAUAGGAGGAAUCCUUAUGGAAAUGAAGGCAGUAGGAAUAUGCAGAUGAGUGCACUAGAGGAGCAUAACAACAGUUUGCUUCACAAAGAGGCUCUUCGCUUGCAAAUGGCUUCCAAAGAUAAGAUUAUUGUUGAUAAACCAAUAUAUGUAAAAGCUCUUAUGUCAAAAACGGCUGGAUCAAUUGUUGAAGCUGCAUUGAAGAGGGAUCCUCAUGAGGUUGAGUUCAUACAGUCUGUCCAAGAAGUGGUUCAUGCUUUAGAAAGAGUAAUUUCAAAAAACUCCAAUUAUGUCAAUACAAUGGAGCGCUUGUUAGAACCUGAGCGUAUGAUUCUUUUCCGGGUUCCAUGGGUUGAUGAUAGGGGUGAAACACAUGUCAAUCGAGGAUUUAGAGUUCACUUCAACCAGACAUUGGGUCCAUGUAGAGGUGGACUCCGUUUUCAUCCGUCAAUGAACUUGAGUAUUGCCAAGUUUCUUGGUUUUGAACAGACCCUAAAGAAUGCCUUGUCUCCAUACAGACUAGGAGGGGCAUCGGGUGGAAGUGAUUUUGAUCCCAAAGGGAAAAGUGAUAACGAGAUCAUGCAGUUUUGUCAGAGUUUUAUGAACGAGUUUUAUCGUUAUUUAGGUCCUGACAAGGAUCUUCCUUCAGAGGAGAUGGGUGUCGGUCCUCGUGAAAUGGGCUAUCUAUAUGGACAGUACCGACGUCUAGCUGGUCAUUCUCAGGGCAGUUUUACAGGGCCAAGAGUAAACUGGUCUGGUGCCAGCCUUCGAACUGAAGCUACCGGCUAUGGAUUGGUUUUCUUUGCACAGCUUAUACUUGCAGAUAUGAAUAAAGAACUGAAGGGACUAAGAUGUGCAGUUAGUGGUUCUGGAAAGAUUGCAAUGCAUGUCUUAGAGAAGCUUAUUGCUUAUGGUGCUCUUCCCAUCACUGUGUCAGAUUCAAAAGGUUAUUUGAUGGAUGAGGAUGGUUUUGAUUACACGAAAAUAACAUUUCUGAGAGAUAUCAAAGCUCAACAGAGAAGUUUAAGAGACUAUUCAAAGACUUAUGCUCGCUCUAAGUACUAUGACGAAGCAAAGCCUUGGAAUGAAAGAUGUGAUGUCGCAUUUCCUUGUGCCUCACAGAAUGAGAUUGAUCAAUCUGAUGCAAUUAAUUUGGUGAACUCAGGUUGUCGUAUACUUGUAGAAGGUUCAAACAUGCCCUGUACCCCUGAAGCAGUUGAUGUUCUGAGGAAGGCUAAUGUUGUAACUGCUCCUUCUAUGGCGGCUGGUGUUGGUGGAGUUGUUGCUGGGGAACUGGAACUAAAAGAAUGCAAUAUGAACUGGUCCCCUGAUGACUUCGAAGCUAAGCUACAGGAAGCAAUGAAGCAGGCAUAUCAAAGAGCUCUCAAAGCAGCAACUGACUUUGGAUAUCAGAAAGAGAGCCCUGAGUAA
Messenger RNA from Ilex paraguariensis (yerba mate), 1875 nucleotides. The record is from the annotation of a GenBank genome assembly. NCBI's taxonomy places the organism in Eukaryota, Viridiplantae, Streptophyta, Magnoliopsida, Aquifoliales, Aquifoliaceae.